UGAGAUACAUUUCUUGGUAAACUAAGUUUCUGGCGCACAUGACACUAACUGCAGGCUGUGUUACACCGUCAGUUCAUUCAGUUAGAAAUGAACUGACGGUUCAUUUCUAACAUUUCUACCCAAAAUGUUAGUUUUGGUUAAACGUGGGAGGACUCCUUUUGUAAAAUACAGAAUCGUUCUUUAUUUGGCAGCGAGUUGUUGCUGAAAUAUUAAAAUGGUGGUGGCGGACCGACCGCAAUGACCGAUGUUGCCUUCAGGUGCUGAUGUCACGGUUGCCUAGAAACGGAAAACGAACAUCGCGCUGUUUUUUAAACGUCCACCCGGUUCCUCGCGUCCUCAGAAACACAAACUGUUGAAAUAAAACACAGACGUGAGCAACAGACAAAGCUGACGUUGGUUUCUGAUUCCGGAAAUAUCUAAAGCGAUUCCACUUAAUUUCUCACUACCUUCAGCAUAUUUAAUCUACUCCAGUAAAAAAACUACAACACUUCAAACCUGGACUGGAUUAUUCUAAACUAAUAGCAGAAUAUUUAAAACCAUAUUUGUGAAAUCUUUAUCUUCAAUAAAGGUUGAUUUCACCACUUUUUUACAGGUUUCAUACCGGUCAUGGGAAACCUGGAAAGUCAUGGAAUUUUAUUUUUUCUAUUUUCAAGACUUAAAAAGUUAUGGAAUUUAAUUUCAGGUCAUGUAAAGUUAUGGAAUUUGCAAACAAGGGCAAAAAAUGCUAUUUUUUCUGUGGUUCUCCUCUGGACUCGAUCCAUUCGGUCUCGGUGUCGGACAUUGACGUCUAGGGAUUUUAUUUCAGGACCACAGCUGUGGAAAUGUCACUAAAUUGCCAGCAUAUUGUCCAGUUUAUUUAUCUUCUUUGUUUUCGCUGGAUGCUAAACAUACAGAUUUAUAACGCGACUUCCUAAUUGCGUGUUUCUGUUUCCGCUGCCAGCAGUCGCCCAACCCUAACUGGCUCGCGGCGCUCUGAGACAUGCGCAGUUUGUCUCGCGGCGCUCUGAGACAUGCGCAGUUUGUCUCGCGGCGCUCUGAGACAUGCGCAGUUUGUCUCGCGGCGCUCUGGGACAUGCGCAGUGUGUCUCGGAGCGGGAGAAAAUGUCCGACGAACCGCGGGUCUCGUGCGAAAGCAUCAGGGUUAGGGAGACAUUUCUGACGAUGGCGGACAACAGAAAGUAUGACAGCGGAGCGCAGGAGAGAAAGAAAAAGAGAAGCGCGAUAGGGAGGUGAUGAAGAAAAUAUCCAAGAUAAGUUUUUUUUUAAACAGAACCACAGUCCCUCUCCACUUCUUAAACGUUAGCCUUGCUAACAGCAGAACCUGGAUCUGGGUCUGAUCUGGUGCCUGCGGAGUCACAGGCGGUAAAAGCUCGAUGUUCUUCGGUAGUCGCAACGAUGACUGGUAAAACUGGAUAAUCCGGACAGCACUGAUCCUGCGUUUAAACGCUGAUGAGUUGGUGUGAGCUUACUGGGCUGAACAAGAAGCAGAGAGCUGUCAGAAUAUGGAUAUUAAUUUGAAAGCAUCGGAACAGGUUUACAGAAAAUCAAAAAGACUCCUCUCCAGAUCGCGCUUUGAAAGCCAGCUGCGGGUGUUGUGUUUACAGGUGGAGCCAACCACACCCAUCUCUCCCAGCACACCUGGAGUCAAACCGUGGAGCUCGGCCCCCGAGGAGAAGCAGGUUCCAGCGACGACACCCACCACGCCCAGCCCGGCGCCGGCCCCCUACCGACCGGCCGUGAUCUACUGGGAUCUGGACGUCCAGACCAACGCAGUGAUCAGAGAGCGCUCGGCAGCCAAUCACCUGCCGUCGCACCCCGAGAUCGAGCUGCAGCGGGCUCAGCUGGUCACUAAGCUGCGGCAGCACUACCACGAGCUGUGCCACCAGCGAGAAGGCAUCGACCCGCCGCGGGAAUCCUUCAACCGAUGGCUGUUGGAGAGGAAGGUGAUUGAUAAAGGCCUGGACCCGCUGCUGCCCAGCGAGUGUGAGCCCGUCGUCUCGCCGUCCAUGUUCCGGGAGGUCAUGAACGACAUUCCCAUCAGGUUGUCCCGCAUCAAGUACAAGGAGGAGGCCCGGAAACUCCUGUUUAAAUACGCCGAGGCAGCAAAGAGGAUGAUCGACUCCAGGAAUGCGAGUCCAGAGAGCAGGAAGGUGGUGAAGUGGAACGCCGAGGACACGAUGAACUGGCUGCGCAGAGAUCACUCCGCCAGCAAGGAGGACUACAUGGACCGCCUGGAACACCUGAGGCAGCAGUGCGGGCCGCAUGUUACGGCCGUCGCCAAAGACUCUGUGGAAGGAAUCUGCUCCAAGAUCUACCAGCUGUCGGCGGAAUACAGCCGCCGCCUGAGGCAGACGCACCUGAGCCUGCUGCAGGACCCCUCCACAGAGACGUGCGCGUCGCCCCCCCAGUCACGGCUCGUGUACUGCUACCCGGUCCGGCUGUCGAUCCCGACCCCCGCCCUGCCCCGCGUGGAGCUGCACUUCGAGAACGACAUGGCCUGCCUCCGCUUCAGAGGAGAGAUGGUUAAGGUCAACCGGGGACACUUCAGCAAGCUGGAGCUGCUGUACAGGUACAGCUGCAUCGAUGACCCUCGCUUUGAGAAGUUCCUGGCCCGAGUUUGGUGCCUCCUGAAGCGAUACCAGGUGAUGUUUGGCAGCGGUGCUAACGAGGGCAGUGGCCUGCAGGGGGCGCUGCCGGUGGCGGUGUUUGAGGCGUUAAACCGGCAGUUCGGCGUCACCUUCGAGUGUUUCGCCUCGCCGCUCAACUGCUACUUCAAGCAGUUCUGCUCCGCCUUCCCCGACAUCGACGGCUUCUUCGGUUCCAGAGGGCCGUUCCUGUCCUUCAGCCCGGUCAGCGGCUCGUUCGAAGCCAACCCGCCGUUCUGCGAGGAGCUGAUGGACGCCAUGGUGACGCAUUUCGAGGAACUGUUGGAUCGGUCUUCCGAGCCGCUGUCCUUCAUCGUCUUUGUUCCUGAGUGGCGCGACCCAGUGACGCCGGCGCUGACCCGAAUGGAGGCCAGCCGGUUCCUGCGGCACCAGCUGAACGUCCCGGCCUACGAACACGAGUACCGCUCCGGGAGCCAGCACAUCUGCAAGCGGGACGACAUGUACUACCGGGCCGUCCACGGCACCGCUGUGCUCUUCCUCCAGAACGACGCUGGCUUCGGAAAAUGGGCUCCGACUCCGGAGCGUCUGGCGGAGCUGACGGCGGCGUACCGCCCCUCUCUGUCUCGCACUUCCUCCUUGUCGUCCCCUGGCCCCGCCCAGUCCGCCCCUGGAGACAGAGACUCCACCCCUAAGGCCUCUGAUAGGACACAGAGUGCAAUGAUGUCACCUGGCGGCCAUGACAGCAACAACAACGGCAGCAGCAGCAGCAGUAGCAGCCCUCAGGACAAGCUCACUGCGAUGUAGAGGGGCGUGGCCACUGCAGGCCACGCCCCUAAUGUAAAUGUGUGUUUACGAACAUCACCAGUCCCUCACCAGCACCUGUAGCACAUCCUCACCUCUUAUCGGUAAUCUACCACCGCCAUCAGGGGGCGGAGCCUCAUUUAAACUUCACUACGUCUCUUUAGUCUGUUGGCUGCUCUGAUUGGUUGAAGCUCACCUGAAGCUGAGUGAUGUCAGCGUCUGAACUGCUUCAGAGUUCCAGCAGUAAAAUCCACCUGAGGGGCGUCCCCUGAUUGGUUGUUAUGGCAGCUAUCAUGUCUGGGACCCGGGCCCUAUAGCAGGGGGCGUGGCCUCGGUAGCAGAGGGGCGGGGCAUCAGGUAAUCCUGAAACUGUGACAAGUAGUCAUGGAAACGAUCUUUCAGUCCCAAUCCAGUUCUGUGAUUCACACGAGAUUAGAAAAUACAAGCUGUUAAGGUGAGCUUUAGUCUGACCCAGUUUAAUUCAUACCAGAUUAAUCUGGAUUAAACCAGAUUUAUCUGGUGUGAAUUAAACCAAAUUAAUCCAGUUUAAUCUGGUGACCUCUCUAAUCUAGUUUGGUUCAGUUCAGUUUUUUUUUUUUAAUUUGUUUUGAUUUCUUUGAUCCAUUACAAUCUGGUUAGAUCUAGUUUGAUUUGUUUGGACCUACUCUAAUCUGGUUCAUGUUUGUUAGAUCCAGUAUGUACAGGCUUUGGCCAAAUAAAUCUGGUAUGAAGGGAUUUGGGUUGUGUUGGGAUGGGAUAUAACCAGAUUAUUCUGGUUUAAUCCAGUUUAAUCAAGUGAACUCUAAUCCAGUUUAAUUCACACCAGGUUAAUCUGGAUUAAACCUGAUUAAUCUGGUGUGAAUUAAACCAAAUUAAUCCAGUUUAAUCUGGUGACCUCUCUAAUCUAGUUUGGUUCAGUUCAGCAUUUUUUUUUAUUUAAUCUGGUUUGAUUUCUUUGAUCCAUUACAAUCUGGUUAGAUCCAGUCUGAUCUACUUGGAUUUGGUUGGACCUAAUCACCUGAGUGAAGUUGGCCCCCCCACCUUCUUCAAAUUAGACAAAAUUGGUGUCAAU
This is a messenger RNA of Xiphophorus maculatus (southern platyfish), 4479 nucleotides long. RefSeq names its product PDX1 C-terminal inhibiting factor 1 (gene pcif1). Gene Ontology annotation, cellular component: nucleus. The transcript has 13 exons. Bases 1503 to 3410 code for a protein of 635 amino acids. Lineage: Eukaryota; Metazoa; Chordata; Actinopteri; Cyprinodontiformes; Poeciliidae. The record is from RefSeq and is a predicted model, not a curated record. Gene Ontology annotation, molecular function: mRNA (2'-O-methyladenosine-N6-)-methyltransferase activity; RNA polymerase II C-terminal domain binding.